Trichoderma gamsii is the source of this 1935-nucleotide messenger RNA. RefSeq lists its product as hypothetical. The record is from RefSeq and is a predicted model, not a curated record. Gene Ontology annotation, molecular function: protein binding. Bases 1 to 1935 code for a protein of 644 amino acids. Lineage: Eukaryota; Fungi; Ascomycota; Sordariomycetes; Hypocreales; Hypocreaceae. The transcript has 4 exons.
AUGGCUCGCAGAGACGAUGAAACUUUCGUUUUCUCCGACCGCCUCAUCUCCCGAAUUCAACGCACGCACUUCCGGGUUCCGGUCCGCUCACAACAUUGGCAGCUUCGUUCCCUCAUCAGCGCUGAGAACAAUUACAACCUCUUUUACCCCGGCGGCGUUGGGAGCCGCCAAAUCCAACGGUUGAAUACCCAGGCUCGCAGCUGUGAAACUAUUAAGCAUCUUACGUUUGCACCGCGGUGCCUUGUGGGCGAGAAUGGAUGGCUGUGCUGUGGCAGCGAGACGGGCGAAUUUGUGGCCAUACGGCUUGACGAAGAGGACGGCCAAGCAUCAGAUACCUCCCAGAACGCUACUCUUGACUCGGCGUCUGGCGCCGGUCCCUCUCUGGCCGGUGAUGAGGCCACAACCUCGCCCGAGGAAGCUGCGCUCAACAUGCUCACAACUGCGGCUCAACAGGCGCAUAAAGUCACCGCAAAGAGCAUGAAGCUCGCCAAAGAGCGAGUCAAUUGUAUCACGCUGUGGUUUCCUCCUCCUAACGGCCAAGGGUUGCCCCUCAGCAGACAUGCCUACGAUGAGCCUGUAGCAGUUCUGGCGAACAACGACCGAACUGUGGCCAUUGUUAGUCUGAAUGAAUUCGAGGAACAUGAGGAUAUUGAGCCCCUAGAGAUUGUCCAAUACCCGGAUUUUGUUAAUAGGGCCAUCAUUUCGCCUGAUGGGCGCCUCCUGAUUGCAAUCUUGGACGACCCAUAUCUAUACAUUCACCGGCGAGUUGGAGUCUCCGCAAACCCCGGGCAAUGGGAGCUUCGGCGGAGGAUCCUGCUCAGAAGUCAGAAAAAGGAUGACAAGACUGACAGCCGCGGAAGCUUUGCGGCGUCCUUCUCUGCGUCUGGUACCUACCUUGCCGUUGGAACUCAGCACGGCACUAUUUCGAUAUUCAACGCGACACAGUUGGAGGAUGAGGCGGUUGACCCACUCAUCACUACCUUCCAAUCUUCCCGUCCCAAUAGCGGACCGGGCGCUGUUCGGGACAUGGCUUUCUGCCCUGGCCCGUAUGACCUGCUGGCAUGGACUGAAGAUCGCGGUCGCAUUGGCAUUGCCGAUGUGAGGCACAACUUCAUGGUCCGGCAGAUUAUUGAUCUUAAUAAAGAGGAGGAAUAUGAGCACAUUAGCAUUUUCGAUACGCAGACUAUUGAUCCGCGGCUGCUGGAAACUCGGAUGACCAGGGGAGAGCCCCUGAACCCCCCUCUUACUGCUACAAGUUUCUUCACGGCUCAAAUGAUGCACCAGCCACUGACGCCUGCCGAAACGAGGGUCCUUGAAGCGAUUCAGAGUGAACGCCGGCGCCGAGAGAGAGGCAACCCUCCUUUUGGCGAUGAUCGAGGUAGCGGGUUGCUUCCGGCGACAUCCUCAUUCACUACUCGAGCCGCCCGUCAGGGCACCAAUUCUGGUCCGAACGACCUUAUGAAUGUCUACAGAGACCAUCGGGAACGAGCUCAGGAGCGAGUACGCAAUGCUCGCCAGCUCAUGCGGGAAAACACUUCGGGUGGCAGUGGACGGGCAGACCAGCGGUGGAUAGAACGCAUCAACGAGAUGAUGGCUGCCUCGCGGGAACAGCGAGAGAGACAAGAUCAAUCGUAUCUCUCCGUGCUUGAGAUUCUCCAAGCUCGGGAACGGGCCUCGGCAGAAAGUGCCAUCGAUGACCGCCCCAUUCCAGGCAUUCCUAAUCAAGUAGCAAGCCGUUGGGAGGAAAGCGCCGUGAGAGGAACUCUGGCACCCGAUCACGGUGUUUUUGAGGUUCCACCCUCGCCAGAUAAUACUUCAGGACUGUCUUGGAGCGCAGACGGCACCAUUCUCUUCAUUGGUGCUCAAAAUGGCAUCUAUCAGUUACGCGUGGACCUCUAUGCCAGGCAGUACUACAACAGCAUUUCAAUGCGCUAA